Messenger RNA from Melampsora larici-populina 98AG31, 966 nucleotides. RefSeq lists its product as uncharacterized. The coding region runs from base 1 to 966 and encodes 321 amino acids. Gene Ontology annotation, molecular function: tRNA dihydrouridine synthase activity; flavin adenine dinucleotide binding. The transcript has 8 exons. Lineage: Eukaryota; Fungi; Basidiomycota; Pucciniomycetes; Pucciniales; Melampsoraceae. Gene Ontology annotation, biological process: tRNA processing. The record is from RefSeq and is a predicted model, not a curated record.
AUGGUUAGAUAUUCAAAAUUACCAUUUCGUCAACUCGUAUCUGAAUAUGAGACUCAUAUCACUUUUACACCUAUGAUUUUAGCCAAAGAAUUUAGUCUUUCACAAAAAGCUCGUGAUUCAGAUUUCAGUACUAAUCCAUUUGAAAGAGGAACGUUUUCGAUGAUCGAUUCAAGUAAUCAAUCUACUAGAUUAGUUAAAGGUAGUUUAGUGGCUCAAUUAGGUGGAAAUGAAAGUUUUUAUAUGGCUCAUGCUGCUGAAUUACUUCAACCGUAUGUUGAUGGAAUUGAUAUUAAUUGUGGUUGUCCUCAGUCUUGGGCUUAUAAAGAAGGUAUAGGAUCAGCAUUACUUAGAAAGCCUGAUCUUGUACGUGAUCUUGUACGUGGAAUCAAGACAAAGUGUGGAGAAACGUUUCCAGUGUCGAUCAAGAUUCGAGUGGAUGAUGAUCUUCAGCAUACUUCUCGUCUGAUCAAAACAGCACUAGCUGCUAAUGUUUCCUUUAUCACUGUUCAUGGUCGCACUCGACAUCAAGCUAGCUCAGAGCCAGUCUCAUAUGAUUCAAUUAAAUUUGCUGCAGAAGAAGCUACCACCGGAUCAGAUGGAGGAGUCCCCACAGCAGCCAAUGGGAAUGUUUUCACUUUGGCUGAUGCACAAAAGACAAGAGAAUUAUGUGGAGUCAAAGGAGUGAUGAGUGCUAGAGGAUUACAAGAAAACCCUGCAUUAUUUGCUGGGUAUGAAAGGAUCCCACUCUCUGGAGUUCAAAGAUUUAUUACGAUUUCAGCUCAAACUGGAUUUAUAUUUCCAUUGUAUCAUCGUCAUUUAGCUGAUAUGCUAGGUAAUUGGUUUACAAGUAAAGAAGAACGUAAAUAUUUUAAUUUACUUUCUAGUCCAGCAAGUGUACUUGAGUUCUUAGAGGAUACGUAUGAUAUCACACCUGGACCUUUUCCUAUCAUCAAUGGUGUACUUUAG